GAACCGUCAGUCAGAAAGACAUCGCUUCUAGCUGCGCAGAACCCAUCUACAUAACCCGUCCUCACCCCCUCUUCCCUCCCCCAUCCAAGCUCUCCCUCUCCCCCAUUCGCCAUGGCCCCCCUCCGCACCGCCCUCAUCGGCCUCUCCGCCUCCGCAAAAGUAACCUGGGCCGCCGACGCGCACCUCGCAUACCUCCUCUCCCCCCGUGGGCGUCAACACUUCUCGCUCACCGCGCUGCUAAACUCCAGCGUCAGCGCCGCGGAAGCCGCAAAGCGCGAGUUCCAGCUCCCAGAACGCGUCAAGACGUACGGCGAUCCCGCCGCGCUCGCAGCGGAUUCUGAUGUCGACCUCGUGGUGUGCUGCACGCGCGUCGACGUGCACUUCCCAACCAUUGCGCCGGCGCUGCGCGCGGGCAAGGGCGUUUACGUCGAGUGGCCGGUGGCGGAGAAUCUGGCGAGGGCGCUGGAACUCACCCAGGGGGUCGGGGUACCGAAUAGCGUUGUUGGGCUGCAGGGCCGCGUGAUGCCGGUCGCGCUGCGCCUAAAGGAGAUCCUAGCCGCGGGGACUAUCGGCGCGGUGCUUAGUAGCGACGUCAAGGCGUUUGGGAAUCUGCUUGCGCGCGAUGGGCUGCCGGAGGGGUUGACGUAUUUCGCAGACCGCAGGGUGGGCGGGCAUCCGGUGAAUAUUUCGUGGGGCCAUACGAUUGACUACGUCCAUGAGGUGCUGGGAGAAUUUGAAGACUUUAGAGCGCGGAUGCAGAUCCAGCGGCCGCAGCUGAAAGUGUUCGACGCGGAGGGGCGGGAGAAGGGGAUGGUGAAGUCUGAUGUACCGGAUCUGCUCGCUCUGCAUGGGACGCUGAAGAAGAGUGAGGGGAGGAUCAGGGUUGUUGACGGGGCAGUGCUGUCCGCGACUUUCCGCCUCGGACCGCCGUUUAAGGGUGAGCCGGGGUUUGUCUGGACGAUUAAUGGCGAGAAGGGCGAACUUUUGAUUACGGCUCCGGGGCCUUAUAUCUUCUCGGGGGAUUCGUAUAAUGGCCCAGUUAGCAUCAAGCUGCAUGAUCAUUUGACGCACCAGGUUAGGGAGCUGGGAUGGGAGUGGCAGGACUGGCAGAAAGAGCUGCCGAUCCGAGCGCGUAUUACGGGGGAGGUGUAUGAGCGGUAUGCGGAAUGGGUGGAAAAUGGGAUGGGGGAGGUGAAGGAAGGGCGGGAGUGGCCGAGGUUGGGGGAUGGGUUGGAGAGGAUGAGGGAGUUUGAGAGGUUGUAUGGGGAUUUUGAUCCGAAUUGGAAAUAGACGUUUCGUCGUGCUAGCUUUAGUCGCUUCUGACCGCGAAGGCUCUGUGGCUAGACGACGGGUAUGCACCCUCAACCACGCUAGCCCAUGAGUGCUUCCCAUCGUACAUGCCUACCGCCAUAUAACUUUCCAACGGCCCAGGCACGCAAG
Messenger RNA from Trematosphaeria pertusa, 1440 nucleotides. RefSeq names its product oxidoreductase family protein. Gene Ontology annotation, molecular function: nucleotide binding. The record is from RefSeq and is a predicted model, not a curated record. The transcript has a single exon. Lineage: Eukaryota; Fungi; Ascomycota; Dothideomycetes; Pleosporales; Trematosphaeriaceae. The coding region runs from base 112 to 1290 and encodes 392 amino acids.